Ipomoea triloba (trilobed morning glory) is the source of this 652-nucleotide messenger RNA. RefSeq names its product tropinone reductase homolog. The coding region runs from base 125 to 526 and encodes 133 amino acids. The record is from RefSeq and is a predicted model, not a curated record. NCBI's taxonomy places the organism in Eukaryota, Viridiplantae, Streptophyta, Magnoliopsida, Solanales, Convolvulaceae. Gene Ontology annotation, molecular function: oxidoreductase activity. The transcript has 3 exons.
UUUCAAUAUAAUGUAGGUAAAUAAUGCCGGGUUAGCAAUAUUUAAAGAAUUUCAAGAUUUUACUGAAAAAGAUUGGUCAAUUAUAAUUGGCACCAAUCUUGAGGCUUCUUUCCACAUAGCUCAAAUGGCACACCCUUUGCUGAAAGCUUCUGGAAAUGGAAGCCUAGUUUUUAUGUCUUCUGCUUCCAGUCUUAUUGCAACACCUGCUUCUUCUCUCUAUGGAGUCUCCAAAGGGGCAAUAAAUCAAUUAACGAAAAACUUAGCAGCCGAGUGGGCAAAAGAUAACAUCCGUGUUAAUGCUGUGGCACCAUGGAUUGUCAAAAGUCCUCUCACUGAGUUAAUCUCCAAAGAUCCUAUGAUAAAAGAAACAGUUAACGUGCAAAUCAAUAGGACAAUGCUGCGCCGUCUUGGAGAGCUUACUGAAGUUUCUGGACCGGUAGCGUUCUUAUGCUCUCCGGCAGCUACUUAUAUUACCGGCCACAUACUGGCUAUAGACGGUGGAGCUACCGUCAAUGGUUGCCCUUAAUUGCUCAUAUAUACUGGUUUCAAUAAGCAACAUGUGUAUUUUGAAGUUUGUCAUCAUUUUAUUUGAAUUGUAACUUUGAAAUUUGGAGUGCGUAUGUCGAAAUAAAUAUAGGUUCAUAAAUGUUGA